Molecule: messenger RNA, 1875 nt
Organism: Drosophila serrata
Lineage: Eukaryota; Metazoa; Arthropoda; Insecta; Diptera; Drosophilidae
Product: NADPH-dependent diflavin oxidoreductase 1
Cellular component (GO): cytosol
Molecular function (GO): NADPH-hemoprotein reductase activity; FMN binding; flavin adenine dinucleotide binding
Source: RefSeq, a predicted model, not a curated record
UAUUUACAAUAUUUACUUAUUUUUUAGUUCAAAAUUAUAGAGUAAUGCGGCUAUUGGUUCUCUAUGGCAGCCAAACAGGCACUGCCCAGGACGUGGCGGAGCAGAUCUGGCGAGAGUCGCAUCUGCUGGGCUUCCAGGGUCCGGUUCUUUCCUUCGAGGAGUACGAAACCCAUCGGCUUAUCGAGGAGAGCCUCGUGGUCUUUGUGGUGGCCACCACCGGCGAUGGCGUGGAGCCCGAUAAUAUGAAGCAGGCCUGGCGGUUUCUGCUGAAACGCAGCCUGCCCGCCCAAUCCCUACAAGGAAUGCAGUUUGCCUGCCUGGGGCUCGGUGACUCCAGCUAUCCGAAGUUCAACUACGCCGCCAAGAAACUGCACAAGCGCCUGCUAAAUUUGGGGGCUGCUGCCGUCUGUCCAGUGGGUCUGUGCGAUGAUCAGCAUGAUUAUGGUCAUUUGGGAGUGUCCCUCGCCUGGACUAAAGACCUGUGGAUUGCCCUUAAAGGUAUCUCCGGCGUGAACGACAGUCAGUUGAAUGGUGGUCAGGACCAAAGCACGGGAAAGUGGCAGUUGAAGACGUUACCAAAGGAAUCCGCCUUUGCCUCCCUGGAAACUCUGCUCUGGACCCAAAAACAACCUGCGUACGCGUUUAAACUUAAGGAUAACCAAAGGACAACGGCUGAGAAUCACUUUCAGGAUGUGCGAUUUUUGAAGCUGGAAUACCAGGCAGAAGGCCUCAGCUGGGAACCCGGCGAUGUGAUCGAUGUGCAGCCUCAAAACAGCGAGAACACUGUGAAUGAAUUCUUUGAUCUACUCCAGGAACACAACCUGAACUUCGACGAAGACACCGUGGUCGAGGUGGCGAGCGCCCAUCCGGACAUGCCGUUGCCAAAGGCCUAUGCCACUCCGUUAAGCCUCCGGCAGGCGGCCAAAUACGUUUGGGACUUGAGCGCCAAGCCGCGGCAGCGAUUCCUCGAGGUGCUGGGCUUCAACUGCAGCGACGAGAUGGAAAAGGAGAAGCUAGAUGAGUUCUGUUCUGGUGAGGGCAUCGAUGACCUGGUGGCCUAUGUCAACAGGCCGCGCCGCACAAUCUUAGAAGUUCUCCAGGACUUUCGCCAUGCCACUUCCUGCCUGACUCUGGAGCAACUUUUCGAGAUGAUGCCGCUGAUACAGCCUCGCAGCUUUUCCAUAGCUUCGGAUGUGUCCUCCGGCACGCUGGACUUGCUGGUGGCUGUGGUCAACUACAAGACCAUAAUGCACACUCCUCGUCUGGGCCUGUGCUCCAACUGGCUGAAGCAAUUGGAGGCGGGAACAACAGAGAUACGUGGCGUGCUAAAGAAGGGUACCAUGGUAUGGCCUAACGACUUGAGCAUCCCUCUCAUCAUGGUGGGACCUGGCACUGGCAUUGCUCCCUUCCGGAGUAUCAUCCAAAAUCGAUUGCAAGCCCAAUCCACGGGCUCUGUAAUCGGGCCUUUGGUCGUGUUCUUUGGCUGCCGCAAUAAAUCAUCGGAUUUUCACUUCCAAGAGGACUUCACGACCUGGACAACGACCAAACAGGUGGAGGCUCACUUCGCCUUCUCGCGGGACGAGGAUCACAAGGUCUAUGUCCAGCAUUUAAUCACCAAGAAUGGCCCUCACCUGGCGGGGCUUAUUAAAAACCACAAUGCCUUCAUAUACGUGGCUGGGAACUCCAACAACAUGCCGAAAUCGGUUAGAGAGGCCUUCAUCGAGAUCCUCGGCGGCGAUGCGGAUUAUGUGGAUCUGAUGAUCAAGCAGCGACGGUACCAAGAGGAGACCUGGGCGUAAAAGCUAAUCUUUAUUAGCGCAUAAGUUCCUAUUUGUACGGUUUGUGUGGACGGAAAUAAUAUUCUUAACAAAACUA